Capsella rubella is the source of this 1070-nucleotide messenger RNA. Its product is annotated as cytosolic sulfotransferase 7. Gene Ontology annotation, biological process: sulfation. The transcript has a single exon. Gene Ontology annotation, cellular component: cytoplasm. Bases 1 to 969 code for a protein of 322 amino acids. Gene Ontology annotation, molecular function: sulfotransferase activity. Lineage: Eukaryota; Viridiplantae; Streptophyta; Magnoliopsida; Brassicales; Brassicaceae. The record is from RefSeq and is a predicted model, not a curated record.
AUGGAGAAAGCGAUCUCAAAGAACCUGAGAGGAGACGACGAAGAAAAUGCAAGUUUGAUCUCUGCACUUCCCUCAGACGUAGGUUUCGAUGGCACAAAGCUGUUCAAAUACCAAGGAUGUUGGCACGACAGCACAAGUCUCCAAGGAAUCCUCAAUUUCCAAAGAGGUUUCAAGCCACAAGACACUGACAUAAUCGUUGCUUCGUUUCCCAAAUGUGGUACUACUUGGCUUAAAGCUCUUAUAGUAGCUCUCCUUGAGAGAUCUAACCACUCUUGUGAUGAUCAUCCCCUUCUACUUGAUAAUCCUCACGGCUUAGUACCAUUCCCCGAGCUGAGACUCUUCAUGGAAACCUCGAAACCAGAUCUGACCAGUAUCACAUCAUCCCCGAGGCUGUUCUCAACUCACAUGCCGUUGCAUACUCUCCGAGUGGCUCUCAAGAACUCUCCUUGUAAGAUUGUGUACGUGUGGAGGGACGUGAAAGACGCGUUGGUGUCGUUUUGGUACUUCAAGUGCGCAAUUCUAAAGAUAGAAGAAGAGAGGAGCAUGUUGGAGUCAAUGUUCGAUUCGUUUUGCAGCGGAGUCAUCAAUUACGGACCAUUUUGGGAACAUGUCUUGAGCUAUUGGAAAGGAAGCAUGAAAGAUCUUAAGAGUGUGCUUUUCUUGAAGUAUGAGGAGUUGAAAACAGAGCCUCACGUUCAGCUCAAGAAACUUGCUGAGUUCUUGGGUUGUCCUUUUACGGUGGAAGAAGAGAGAGGAUCCGUGGAAGAGAUCUUAGAGCUUUGCUCAUUGCGUAACUUGAAGAAUCUGGAGAUCAACAAGACCGGAAGAACCACUAGAGGGGCCGCUCACAAGAAUUUUUUCCGUAAAGGCGAAGUUGGUGGUUCCAAGAAUUAUCUGACUCCUCAAAUGGAGAAGAGAAUUGAUAUGAUCAUCGCGGAACAUUUUCAAGGUUCGGAUCUGGAAUUUUAAGUCACAUAUCUAUCUUUUAUGUGCCGUUUAAUUGUGCUUUGGUUGAUCAAUGUGCCUUAUGUCGUUGUUAAGUUUAUCAUCUUGUUAAUUACUACUUUUGA